Messenger RNA from Acanthosepion pharaonis, 951 nucleotides. Lineage: Eukaryota; Metazoa; Mollusca; Cephalopoda; Sepiida; Sepiidae. The record is from the annotation of a GenBank genome assembly.
AUGAAGGUAAAAUUACUGUCACGAAAUCCUGAUGAUUAUCUACGAGAGACAAAAAAUGAUAUUCAGAAAGUGCCUCGGAACUUUGACUCCAGACUACAUCCAUUUGAAGCGUCAAGAGAAUAUGUUAGAGCACUUAAUGCCACUAAACUCGAGCGUGUUUUUGCGAAGCCUUUUAUUGGGGACCUUAAUGGGCACAAAGAUGUUAUCAGCUGCAUGAGGAAACAUCCGACAUCCAUAAGUACAUUGCUUUCUGGAAGUUAUGAUGGUGAGGUUCGCAUAUGGAACCUCAUCAACAGACGUUGUAUCACAAAUGUUCAGGCUCAUACAGGUGUUGUAAACAGUUUGUGUGUUCAUCCCAGUGGACAACACUUCUUCACGUGCGGAAUAGACAAAUCAAUAAAACAGUGGAAAUUGGGUCCUGAUGGACAAGUUGAUGAUGAAGCAGUGAAUGUCAUUCUUGGAAAGACAUUGUUCCACUCAAUGGAUCAUCAUUGGAAAGACAAUAUCCUGGCCACCUGUGGUGAACAGGUAGACAUUUGGGAUGAGAUGAGGGCCGAGCCAAUCCGGACGUUUACCUGGGGGGUUGACAGUAUUCAGUCUGUCAAGUUUAAUCCUGUAGAACACCAUUUAUUAGGGGCAACUGCUUGUGACCGCAGCAUAAUGCUUUAUGACAUGAGAGGUACAGCCCCACUGCGAAAAGUUUUACUAAAACUCAAAUCAAAUGCCAUGGCUUGGAAUCCAAUGGAACCUUUCAUAUUCACAGCAGCCAAUGAAGAUUAUAACUUGUACACAUUUGAUAUGCGUAACUUAAGACAGCCAAUAAAUAUUCACAUGGAUCAUGUGGAUGCAGUUAUUGAUGUUGAUUAUUCACCAACUGGUCGGGAAUUUGCAUCUGCUGGCUGGGACAAGUGUGUACGUAUCUUCCCCCAAAACAGUGGACGAAGCCGGUAA